Messenger RNA from Seminavis robusta, 697 nucleotides. NCBI's taxonomy places the organism in Eukaryota, Bacillariophyta, Bacillariophyceae, Naviculales, Naviculaceae. The record is from the annotation of a GenBank genome assembly.
AUGGAUCGCCCCAAUACCAGUACCACAGAGUCUCACAAUGGCAGUGAGAGAGAUCUCGAGCUGAAUUCACGAAAUCAAGAAGUCACUGACAACGAGGAGAGCCAACCCAACAACGACAAUCAAGUCCCUGUUGCUGCAACGAAUGAAAAUCAACGGGUUGAAGGCGUUGAUGAAGAAGGAGCCACAGAGGAUCAUCCUCGUGUGCCAUCACUACCACCAUCUGUGACCGUCCAAGCAGACCCAAAAUUCAUGGAAAUUUCGGAUCAAGAGCGGGAAUGGGCACUGCAGAUCAAGCGCACAGUGGAGGCCAGUCCUGAAUUAGACAAUAUUCCGGACAUGAUGUAUGCUCAUUUGGCCAUAUUCUCACAGGGUGACUUGGAUUGUGCUGUGAAUCGGGUGUUCAACCUUCAAGCCUACAAGAAAGAGUACAAUAUUGUCGAUUCUAUCGAAGAGGGCAAGAGGGUUAUCGAGAAGUACAAUAUUCAAGACUUUCAAGGUAUUGUGCUCUCCUUUGAUUUUGAUUUGGAGGCAGGCACUUCUCUGUUGGUACUUGAUCCUACGAAACUUGACAAAAGUGUCUUCAAGUGUCAUAGAAAGACAAAGGAAUUAUUCAUGGCACUGUACUACAUGUCACAGGCCUUCUUCCCCAACCUGGGGGUAGUGAGAAAAGGACAUGUACAGAUAACUGAGUUUGAGG